Molecule: messenger RNA, 1113 nt
Organism: Encephalitozoon hellem ATCC 50504
Lineage: Eukaryota; Fungi; Microsporidia; Unikaryonidae
Product: GTP-dependent nucleic acid-binding protein EngD
Exons: 1
Coding region: 1-1113 (370 amino acids)
Cellular component (GO): cytoplasm
Molecular function (GO): GTP binding; ATP binding; ATP hydrolysis activity
Source: RefSeq, a predicted model, not a curated record
AUGGUUGAUGGAAGGAAGGUGCUGUUUGCAAGGUCUUCGAAGUCGAACAACCUGAGCAUGGGGAUUGUGGGGCUUCCGAAUGUAGGGAAGUCCACCCUAUUUAAUUUUCUCACUAGAAACAACGUUCCCGCAGAAAACUAUCCGUUCUGUACUAUUGAUCCCUCUGAGGGGCGUGUAGAGAUCCAAGACGAAAGAGUAGAGAUGCUGGCUGAGAAGUAUAUGCCCCACAAUAUUGUAAGGGCAUAUCUAAGUGUGACGGACAUAGCGGGACUAGUAAAAGGAGCAAGUACGGGUGUUGGGCUUGGAAACCACUUUUUGGAUAAUAUCAGGAAUGUGGACGGGAUCUUCCAUGUUGUAAGAUGCUUUGAAGAUCCGGAGGUAGCGCAUUUUGAGGACGGGGUAGACCCAAUAAGAGACAUAGAAAUAGUCAAUGAAGAGCUAAGGCUCAAGGACUAUGAGACGUUGGUUAGGCAUGAGGAAAAAAUGCUAAAGGAUCUGAGGUCAAAGCCUUCUGACAAAAAGUUGAAGGAUCAGGCUGCACUGGUCAAAAGGCUUGUGGAGAUACUGAAGAAGGAUUGGGUGAAUAAGCAUGAGUUCAACGAAGAAGAGAUUGCAUACAUCAGCACUUUGAACCUACUUACGGUGAAGAAUGUGGUGUACCUUGCCAAUAUCAGUGAGAAGGAUUACGAGAUGCGCCGUGCAAACAAGCAUUUGCGAGCUGUUUUGAAAUACUCUAGCGAUGUGAUUGUAUUCAGCGCAGCAUAUGAGAGCAGCCAUGAUUCAAGGGUGUUUUUGGAUAAGCUUGUUAAGAAAGGCUAUGAGUCGCUAGACCUCAUUAACUUCUUCACGGUGGGAAAGGAUGAGGUUAGGAGCUGGACAAUAAGGAGGGGGAUAAGUGCGCCUUCUGCAGGUGCGGUGAUUCACUCUGAUUUUAAGAAGUACUUUAUAAUGGCAGAGGUUAUGUCUUUUGAAGAUCUCAAAGCUUACGGGAGUGAGGCUGAGGUAAAGAAGGCCGGAAAGUACCACCAAAGAGGCAAGACUUAUGUUGUCAAUGACGGAGACAUAAUUCUUUUCAAAGUCAACCCGCCUAAGUCUAUAGGAAAGAAGAAAUGA